ACAAGAAGUAGAGCCAUCUGGUAUACAUCAGAAUUGUUUACCUAAAGAGAAUCAAAUGGAGGAAAAGAAUCAGAAUAGCUCUUUUGCAUAUCCUACAUUUUCGACUUGCUGUGCACACGGUAAAGUUCGUUUACCACGUUUGGUUGAACCUCCUCCUUAUUUGUUGAAUUUGUAUACUUCGUCGAACUCUAAUGCAAUCUCUUUCUGA
Messenger RNA from Funneliformis mosseae, 208 nucleotides. The record is from the annotation of a GenBank genome assembly. NCBI's taxonomy places the organism in Eukaryota, Fungi, Glomeromycota, Glomeromycetes, Glomerales, Glomeraceae.